GAGAGAAAGGCGAAAGAGCAAGAGUAGGAUACAAGAAAAUAACAAUGAGAGGUAAGGAAUAUAGAUGGAACGAGAAGGAGGAAAAAUUAGAAGAAGAGAGAGGAGGAAGAAGAAAUUGAGGACAGAAGAGACAGGAGGAGGAAGAAGAGGAGGAUAGGGCUCGGAGACUAAAAAUUUGUUUCUGGAACAUAGCUGGAAUAAUGAACAAAAGAGAGGACACAUGGGAGUAUCUUGAAAAAUUCGACGUGAUAGGACUAACAGAGACAUGGGUAGAAGAACAAGCAUGGAAGAAAAUCACAAAGAAAUUACCUAAUGAAUUCCAGUGGUACAGCAUUCCAGCAACAAGAGAAAAUAAAAAAGGAAGAGCUAAGGGAGGAAUCAUGAUGGCAACAAGAAAAGAUAUAAAAUUAAUCAACACGAGGAAAAUAAGCAAAGGAAUGGCGGAAAUGGAAGUUGUGCAUGGCGGUAGCAGAUGGAGGAUAGUCACAGUAUACAGUCAUUGCAUCGAGGAAACCAUGGAAGUCCUACUGGAAGGAAUCCAAGAGGAAAAGGAAAGCCACUUAAUAAUAGGAGGUGAUUUCAACGCAAGGACAGGAAACAGGGGAGAACCGAUAGAAGCAAGAGAGAGGAAGGGGGAAGAAGUAAGAAAAUCAAAGGAUAAGGUGAUAAACAGAGAGGGAAUUAUAAUGCUAAACGGACUGAGAGAGAGAGGAUGGACGAUAUUAAAUGGAAGCGGCGAGGAGAUAGGAGGUUGGAUCUACAUAGAAGAAAGCGGAGCGUCAGUAAUAGAUUAUGUCAUAACGAACGUAGAAGCAAUGGAGGAGAUAAAGAACAUGAAAGAAGGUGACAGAAUAGAAUCAGACCACGUUCCGCUGGAAGGCGCUGACAGAAAGAAGGAGAGAAGAAGCAACACUAUUGAAAAGGUAACAAGUGUAUGGACAGAAGAAGGGAUACAGCAAUACCAUGAGAAGUGUGUAGGAUGGAAAUGUGAGCAGACGGAAAGUGGGAGAAUCUGGAAGGAACUAAAAGAAAAAGUAAAGAAAUCAAUCACAAAAGUCAAGAAGAAGAUCGCACUAUGGAAGAUAGCAAGGAGGACGUGGCAUAAUAAAGAAUGGAAUAAGACAAAAAGGGAACUGAGGAAAGAACUUGGAAGGCUAAAAAAAGGGAAAAUAAGCAGAGAAGAAUUCGUACAAAAGAGGAAAGAAUACAGAGAAUGGUGCAAGAAAGAAAAGCACAAACAUGAAAGAGAAGAAGAGGAAAGGAUAAAAACAAUAAGGACAGAAGAAGAGGCGUGGAGAUACAUAAACAAAUACAGAAAGAAGAAAGAAGGGAUAAGCGAAAGUAUAGAGAUAGAAAGGUGGAUCAUGCACUUCAUGGAUCUGUUGGAUGGAUCAAAAGAUAAAAUAAUAACGAAAGAAGAAGAGGAAGAAAAGGAGACGGAAAAGGCGGAACAGGAGAGAGAGGAGGAAGAGAACGAAUUAACAAGGGAAGAAAUAAUAAAACAACUAAUAGAACUGAAGAAGGGAAAAGUCCCGGGAGAGAAUGAUAUCGAAAACGAAGCAUGGAGGCUGAUGCCAAAAGAAAUAGGAGAAACCUUUGUGAUGCUGCUAAACAAGAUAUGGAAAGGAGGAGGCAUACCACAAGAAUGGAACAACGGCCUAAUAAGCCCAAUUUAUAAGAGAGGAGAGAAGAAUGAGGUAACUAAUUAUAGAGGAGUGACGCUGAUGGACACGGCAUACAAAAUAUAUGCAAAGGUGCUAAAUGAAAGACUGAAAAAGGAAAUGGAGAAGAAUCUUGAAGAAAGAUAAUUUGGGUUCAGAGAAGGAAGAGGAACCAUUGAUGCGGUGUACACACUAAACUACGUGGCGAACAGAGAGUUAGCGAGGAAGAAAGGAAAGCUGUAUGCAUUCUUUGCGGAUCUGAAGGCGGCCUUUGAUAAGGUGGAUAGAAAGAAGCUAGGAGAAAUGAUGGAAAAACAAGGUGUUGAAGAGAGAUUAAGAAAAAGAAUAAUGAAAACGUACAGAGAGACGAAGAAUAUAGUGAGGGUAGGAAACAAAAAAUCAAAGAUAUUCUGGACAAAGAGAGGAUUAAGACAGGGAUGCCCAUUGAGCCCUACGCUGUUUAAUAUAUACUUGGCGAACCUGGAGGCGGAAUUGAAAAAGGAACAAACAGGAAGAAUAGUAGUAGGAAAGGAAAAAUUCUGUCAAUAACUUAUGCAGACGAUAUCGUGCUACUGGCAACAAACGAACAGGAAUUAAAAGGUAUGAUGAAGAGAUUUAGAAAAUACAUCCAAAAGAAAGACUUACUACUAAGUCCAGGAAAAUCUAAAGUACUAGUUUUUGAAAGAGGAAGAGGACGAAGAGGAAAGAGAGAGUGGAGAUGGGGAGAGGAGGACAUCGAGGAGGUGAAAGAGAUGAAAUACCUGGGUUACAUCAUACAAAAAACGGUGGAGCAGAAAGGCACCUAGAGGAAAGAAUGAGAAGAGCGAUGAUCGCAAUGAAGCAAACAUGGAGCAUUGGAGAGAAACUGUUUAAGGAUGACUUCGAGAGAAGAAUGAAGAUGUUCAAUGCGCUAGUGGAAAGUAUUGCAUUAUACGGAGCAGAAGUAUGGGGAUGGAAAAAUGAGGAAAGGCUAGACAGGACAAAAAGAAAUAUACAAAAUGGAUCUUGGGACUAGAUAGAAGGACACCAAACCACAUAUUGCUGGAGGAGACGAAGAUGAGGGAAAUAAGAAUAGAGGCUAUAAGAAGAGCAAGCAGGUACGAAGAGACUAACAGGAAAACGAACAAGAAGUUAGUAACAGAAUGCAUAAGGGAGAUAGAAAAAGGAAAAAGAGAAAGCGAAGAAAGCAAGUGGGAAAAGAAGAGAAGAAUAAUGAUGGAGAAGUCGAAAGUAAGCAGAGAGGAACUGAGGGAGAGAAGAGAGAGCGAGGAGCCUAAAAGAAUAACGCAACUAAUAAUGGAGCGAAUAGAAAGAAGAGAGAGAGGAGAGAAGGAGAAAAAUCGAGUCAAAAUUUAACGAGUACUACAGACACAUAGUGACAGAGGACAUGCCAGUGUAUCUGCGAGAAAAAAUGAAGAAGAAGGACAGGAACUUAAUAGCUGGAUACAGAUGCGGAAACACAGCGAGAGGAAGCCAAUACUAGAGAGCAGAAAAAGAAAGGAAAUGCAGAGUAUGCGAAAAAGAAACGGAGAGCAUAUGGCACGUCUUGAAAGAAUGUGAAGUUACCAAGGUGGAAAUGCCAAUAGAAGAAAUAUUGGAA
Molecule: messenger RNA, 3261 nt
Organism: Pogonomyrmex barbatus (red harvester ant)
Lineage: Eukaryota; Metazoa; Arthropoda; Insecta; Hymenoptera; Formicidae
Source: RefSeq, a predicted model, not a curated record